AGGCGGGGAGGGGAGCAGGAUGCUGAGCCGCCUGCAGGAGCUCCGCAAGGAGGAAGAGACGUUGCUGCGGGUCAAGGAGGCGCUGCACGACCAGCUCACCCGCCUCAAGGUGGAAGAGUUGGCUCUUCGGUCCAUGAUCAAUACCCGGGAAGGGACUGUGUUCACUCCCUCAGCUGCUGUGAUGGAGGAGCACGCAAACAUGGACAAUGAAAUGGCCAUCAACCAGACUAAACUGCAGCUACAAGUGCAUGCUGAUGAUGAGGAAGAGGAGGAGGAAGAGGAGGAUUCCUAAUGGGCAAAUGUUGCUGUCAGGCCAGUGUUCUGUGACAGACUCCCAAGCCUCCCUAACUUCGACGAAACUUUGUGUGGUUCUACAGAGACUAAACUACAAUCAGAAGUGCCGCUGAGCAUCUCACAAACUUCCAAAGGUGGUAAUAAAUUAUGGGGUGGGUUGGAAAAAGAUAGUAUUAAAGCCUAACUAUGUAGCACAAGUCAUUUUACAGAGCAGACAUAUGUUUCAGAACAAGUAGCAAUUCAGGAAAUGCAGCUUUUGAAGCAAUAAUCUGUCCAUGAAACAUCUUCUGCCUGGUUAUAAAAAGCUGGAAAGUUGCCCUUAUUCUGUGCCAGUUGGUUUUCCUGAACCUCCUAUGGAUAAAUCGCACAAAAGUGGUGAAAAAUGUGGGGUUUUUUUCUGUAUGGCUGUACAUGACUCCUUUAUUCUUGUUGGUUUGGGCCCAUUUUAUGAAACUUGUAUGGAAUAAAAAUAUGUUUUGUUUACAAUAGGUAAUAUUAAAAAUACUUUCUGAGUGGCAUUCAGUCCUUCCAACAGAUGCCAAAA
This is a messenger RNA of Protobothrops mucrosquamatus (brown spotted pit viper), 838 nucleotides long. RefSeq names its product small nuclear RNA activating complex polypeptide 5 (gene SNAPC5). The coding region runs from base 20 to 292 and encodes 90 amino acids. Gene Ontology annotation, cellular component: nucleus. The record is from RefSeq and is a predicted model, not a curated record. Gene Ontology annotation, biological process: transcription by RNA polymerase II; transcription initiation at RNA polymerase III promoter. NCBI's taxonomy places the organism in Eukaryota, Metazoa, Chordata, Lepidosauria, Squamata, Viperidae. The transcript is spliced from 3 exons.